AUGGUUAACAGAAGACUGACUGGGGCGCUGGAAAGAGAGAAGCUCUUGGACGAACGGCAGUUUGGAUUCCGCUCUGGUAGGGGGGUCGAAAGCUACCUAGUAGAACUUGAAGUAUGCCUCCAUAAGCAUUUCAAGCCCUCACAUGUUAGCACCUGUGCCCUCUUAGACAUUACUAAGGCUUACGACCAGGUGUGGCGGCGCCAUAUCCUGGCAACGCUUGCGAACUGGGGUUUUGCGGGAAGAAUGAUGGCAUACCUUGCUAGCUUUCUAACCGACAGAACCUUCAAAGUAGCAGUUGGGGAUCGCUUCUCCAGUGAGAAAAUUGCCGAAAACGGAGUUCCUCAAGGUGCAAUCCUAUCGGUCACUCUUUUCCUGGUGGCAAUGAAUUCGAUUUUCGAUUUCAUCCCUGAUGGAGUGAAGGUUAUCCUCUAUGCGGAUGACAUACUUCUAAUAUCAUCAGGCUUAGUGCAAAGAUCCAGGAAUCGAUUGCAGAGCGCAGUCAAGAGUGUAUCGAUGUGGGCAGACGAAGUUGGGUUCACGAUUUCUACCGAGAAAUCAAGUAUUUUGUCAAUAAGACGACGGGCCAGGGGUGCACAAAGGGCUCCUAUCUUUAUGAAUGGGAAAGCUAUCCCAGAGGGAUUCAACUCUACACUCCUCGGAGUCACGAUUGAUAGAAACUUGAAUUUCAAGCUAAAUGCAAAACUGGUCAAGAAAAAGAUCGCGGAUCACCUGAACGUUCUAAAAGCGAUUAAAGGAAGGCUGAAAGGCAGCCCACGGGACUCCCUUUUGAAUAUUUUCAAAAGCUGGAUAAUCCCACGACUAGUGUACGGUAUCAUCCUCGCUAGUAAAGCGGAUAAAUAUUUUAAAAUGUUGGAAUCAGCCUAUAACAGCGGAAUUCGCAUAAUCACGGGUGCGUUUUAUAGUAGUCCUAUUAAGAGUCUACUUGCUGAGAUAGGGGAACCACCUGUCGAGAUGGUGUGUGUGGAGAGGAUGAUCCAUGCACUAGUCAGGUGGGAGGAGUGCCCAGCCAACCUAUCACUUGAUACCCCAUACGGGGUUAGGGCCAGGCAAAAAUAUCAAACCCUAACGGGGGAGAUACUGCCUCGCCCCCUGCGGUUAAGUCGAUGCUCUCCUAGAGCCUGGGAUGCCGUCUCUCCCUCCAUCAGCUGGAGGGUAAAACGGUUCGUUAGGGCUGGGGAUAACCCCCAGAAGGUGCAAGCGGUGGUGAACGAGGCCCUACGUACUGACUUUGCUAACAAACGCAUUGUCUAUACUGACGGGUCCGUCACUGAUGACGCAUCAGCCAUUGGGAUACUCGACUGUAAUGCUAAGACUAGCAUGAGAGUCCCCAAUGAGUUUAGCAUCUUCUCGUGUGAAGCUCUCGCCAUUAAGUUGGCAUUAGAGAGCGUCACAAAUGCUGAUAGCGUCGUUGUUUGUUCGGAUUCGGCGAGCGUCCUCAAAGCUGUAGAGGGUGGUACUAUCAAACACCCCAUUAUUCAAGAAAUUGAAGAGCAGCUGAGAGGAAGUAGUGCGAUCCUAUGUUGGAUUCCGGGUCACACCGGGAUCCCGGGGAACGAGGAAGCCGAUCGGCUUGCUAACGAAGGGCGGAGCGGCUCCAUUACCAGUAUGGGUAUACCUGGUAAGGACCUCAUCAGAAGGGCGAACAAUUCCAUUCUCCUCACUUGGGAGGCUGAAUGGAAUCGUGAAAGGGACCUGCGGUUUCGUAGAAUUAAAGCAUCAACCGGCAAAUGGAGGGACCGAGCCAACACGUAUGAACAGCGAAUUCUCUCGCGUCUUCGCAUCGGGCAUACGUGGUUGACUCAUAACUUCCUAGCAAAGAAAGAAGAGCCCCCUACCUGUUGCGGCACCCGCCUGACGGUGGGGCAUAUUCUAACGGAGUGCAUGCGAACUGCGGACCUUCGUAGGAGGUACGGCUUAACUGGUGGCCUAGAUGUCGUUUUGCAGAACUACACACGGAAAGAAAGAGAUACUCUGGAUUUCCUAAAAGAUGCUAACCUGAUUCAGUACAUUUGA
Molecule: messenger RNA, 2034 nt
Organism: Toxorhynchites rutilus septentrionalis
Lineage: Eukaryota; Metazoa; Arthropoda; Insecta; Diptera; Culicidae
Exons: 1
Coding region: 1-2034 (677 amino acids)
Molecular function (GO): nucleic acid binding; RNA-DNA hybrid ribonuclease activity
Source: RefSeq, a predicted model, not a curated record